Babesia bovis T2Bo is the source of this 1851-nucleotide messenger RNA. RefSeq names its product Alpha/beta hydrolase family protein. NCBI's taxonomy places the organism in Eukaryota, Apicomplexa, Aconoidasida, Piroplasmida, Babesiidae. The coding region runs from base 169 to 1323 and encodes 384 amino acids. The transcript has a single exon. Gene Ontology annotation, cellular component: membrane. Gene Ontology annotation, molecular function: lipase activity. The record is from RefSeq and is a predicted model, not a curated record.
AUCAAUCUCCAUCGUUGCGUAAAUUUUUAUUAGUUUAACAUUUGAGUAUUAGACGCUGAUUAAUGCGAUUUUAAACUAUUAUUGCAUUAUACCGUCGUUUCAACUGUUUUUCUUCAUACGCGAUGUAUAUUAGUUUUUGGUGAUGUUUGUUCAAAAGAAACAGACAAGAUGGAGACUAAGGCUGCUACAGUAAUAUUUGCCAUGAGCCAUUUUAAAAAUAAGCAGAAUCUUAUGAUUCGUACUUAUUCGGCUGUGCUUCCCCAGGCUAAGGGUAACAUCGUCCUGGCACAUGGUAAUUGCGGACAUUUUAGAAGCGAAUUUGCUGCUUACGACAUUGAAUGGUACAUGGCACAUUAUGGAAUUGGAACACCAAAUGUAAAAAAUGUUGUUGAUGCCGAACUAAGUGGAGUCUAUCCCAAGGAUGCUAACAUGAGCUACAAUUAUUCCAAUAGUGCAUUUCCACAUUUUUCACAGCUAGAUGGCCGUAAUAUGUUUGACAUAACUCCAAGAUUUAUUUACGAGGGAAGUUUCAUACAGAAGCUUAACAGUAUUGGAUACAAUGUCUACGGUUUAGAUCACCAAUCCCACGGAUUGUCUCAAGGUAUCACUGAUCAGCGCAAUUACUUCCUAUCCAUUGAUGAUUUGGCUGACGAUAUUAUUCAAUUCAUUGAUAUUGUGCGUCGUGGGAAGUUUAAAGAUACCGAGCAGUCCAUGAAUGACUACAACCCUCACCAACCAUCGGAGGUAGGGAAAGUUUUCCUUGGUGGUAUUUCUAUGGGUGGAAACAUUGUUUUAAGGGCUGCUCAAAAAAGUGGGUCAUACAACAAAUCAAAUUCGAUGUUCCUCGAUGGUCUAAUUGCCUUUGCGCCAAUGACUGACAUGACCACAUAUACUGCAACUCCUAAAGCCAAACUAUUGUUUUGUGCUGCUAGGGUUAUUGCUGCUUUGAAACCCAGAUCCAUUUCGAAUUUGGGAUGCACUGUUCCUGAUAAUGUAAACAGGUUCUUCAGAUGUCAAGAUCCUAUUUACUACUCUGCUUGUCAGAGCUAUCGUGUACUUCUCAACUUGUUCGACGCCACAACUACACUGUCAAAGAAUUAUGGCUCUUACCCUCCCGAAAUGCCAACUCUGCUGUUCCAUUCGAAAGACGAUGAUGUGUGCACAAUCAGAGGCACAUAUGAAAUCCUAAGCACCCAUCUUAAAAAUCACAAAGAUAUCAAAUUUGUGGAAAUGGAAGGGUCGAUUCACUGCUUGACCGCCGCAAUAUAUGUUGAGAAUAUUAUGCCAUUCGUUGCUAAGUGGCUCAACAGGAUCAACCCAUAAAAAUGCCUAAAAAUCUAGUGCAUCACACAAAAUAUUAAAAGGGCCAAUCUGUAAUUAAUCUUGCAAUGCUAGCAAGUAUCUAUGAUACUUCAUAUCUUGUCGUCGCGUGUAAUUAGGUGACACGGUAGACAUUUCUUAACUAGGUAUCCUACAAUGUCGACGUUUAUGUAUCCUACUGUCCAGGCACUUUAGACUUCUUUGCGAUUUUGGCACGAAGAUACCCUUCUUCUAUUUGAUCCGGCACAAGGAGUACCAUAUCAUGACUCAAUGGGUCUACUGCAGUAGACUGUAAGUCAAAGGCAUGUGGACUAUAUAUGAAGGGAGAGUUACAACUUGGGCAUAACGUAUUCUAUAAUGUUAUGGGACUGAAUAACUAUAACCAACCUUCUGCGAUAUUUGGGAUUUCAUCAACUCUUUAAAGGCUUUCUCCGAUAUGCAGCAACCGCAGGUCCAAAUUAAAACUCCGCGAUUCACGCCGCAAAACUCAGUAAGUGUAAUUGGACACAGAAAACGUUGUGAACUCUUAUC